Molecule: messenger RNA, 1880 nt
Organism: Zootoca vivipara (common lizard)
Lineage: Eukaryota; Metazoa; Chordata; Lepidosauria; Squamata; Lacertidae
Gene: DOK3
Product: docking protein 3
Biological process (GO): Ras protein signal transduction; cell surface receptor protein tyrosine kinase signaling pathway; positive regulation of MAPK cascade
Cellular component (GO): cytoplasm
Source: RefSeq, a predicted model, not a curated record
CACAACGGCUUGCAGAGCCUGCAGACUGCCUCGCUCCUCACUGGGCUGCCCCUUCGGAGCCUGUCCCAUGGAGUGUCCCGUGAAAGAUGGGAUCCUAUACAUCCAGCACCCCAAAUUUGGGAAGAAGGUCUGGCGGAAAGUGUGGGCCCAGCUCUUCGCCGACAGCCCCUCUGGCAUCGCACGGCUCGAGUACUUUGAAGGGCGUGAAGGGGCCGCAGCGGAGAAGGCCACCCUGAGGAAGGGCGAGCGGAAGGUGAUCCGCCUCUCGGACUGCGUCUCGGUGGAGCGGGCAGGCGAGCACAGCUCCCCAAAGGACACCACGGCCUUCUUCCUGAGCAUGAUGGAGCGCAACUGCUUGCUGGCAGCGGAUCAAGCAGAUGAGUGGAUCGAAUGUAUCUGCCAGCUGGCUUUUCAGAAGAUGCCUGCCCCCUCGUCCAGCUCAGUUGGAAACAUACCCAGCCCACAGCCCCUCAUGGAGGAGAACACCAUCUACUCAUCCUGGCAAGAAACCUGCGAAUUCCCCGUGUCAGUAUUCCCGACAGAGGCAUCUGCAAGAUGUCACUUGAAAGGGAACAACUACCUGAUGACGACUUUACCUGAGCACCUGGUGCUGAAGGACGCUCACUCGGGGCAAGCCCUCUAUACCUGGCCCUAUGCCUUCCUCCGAAGAUUUGGCCAGGAAAAGACGGUGUUCUCCUUUGAGGCCGGGCGCCGCUGUGACUCCGGAGAGGGCCUCUUUAUCUUCAACACCAUACGGGCUGCGGAGAUCUGCCGAGCUGUCUCGGCCUCCAUAGACCGCCAGAAAGCUACUCUUCUGGAGAGAGACAAGAAAGCCAGCAUCUCCCCAGGCCAGGACUGUAUGCAGAAAGCAGGCGGCUGGUCCUGGCCCACCAGCACGGAGAACCCGGAGGGAGUGCAGCCGCUGUAUGAAAGAACGCCAAUGGGAAGUGUGGACAUGGGGUUCCCAGCAGCGCCUCCUGGCGGCGGCCGCUCCAUUUCCCCAGAGUUCAAGGCUUCCGACUCGCCCAUCAUCUACGCUUCCAUUGGCAAGAGCUUCCCUCUCCCGUUCCAGCCCUCGGGCAAGGUAGAGGCAGAACCCAAAGCAGGAAGAGAACAGGGCUCGGACCACCUCUAUGAGAACCUGCGCAGCCUGGAGCAGCAGGCCCUCUGCGCGGAGCCUCUGAGCCUCGGCUACAGAGACUCCCCUGAGGGCGGCGGCAGCAACGAGGCAUCGCCCAUCUACGACAACAGCCCCGUAGUGGCAAGGCGCUCCAGCAGUAACCCUGCCUUCAAUCCCAGUGCUGUGGGGGCUGACCCUGCUCCAGACAGCCAGUGCCCUUCUCCCUUGCUGGAUUGCCAGGGGCCCGAAAGCGAAGGUGAGGGCCGGGCCAGAGCCAAGGCAAGAGGGGCUGGGGCCUUCAAGCACAAGCUGGUCACUAUGUUGAGCCGGGAAGGAGGAGCCGGCAAAGCAGCCGGCAAGAAUGCAGGCUCAAUGGACAAAGCAUGAUGGAUCCCUCCAGCUGCCUGGGGUUUGGGGAGUCCUGUCCGCCAAUUGAAUCUCCUAUUCCUCCUCUGCCUCCUCUUUAUCAAGACUUUGGCAGGCAAGAUCUAUGUGACCUCAAGACGCAGCUUCUCAAAUCAUUUGAUAGUGACAAGGCUGGUUAGAUGCCCUCAACUCCAUUGUGUCAGCCUUGGUUCCUCAGGUGAAGCAUGUCAAGCUUGGGAACAAGGGGAUCUGAGGGAGCAGGUGGAUGAGGUGUACAUUUUGGGUUUUCUUUUUUCCUUUCUGUCUCAAUAAAUAAAUAAAACAACGUUUCUCAGGUUAUCAAGUACCUCUGUUGACGCGGGCUCUGUUUGGCUCUUUCUCUCUUUGCUCUUUU